AGCCAAAGACGGAAGGGAGGGGAGUGGAGAGGAGGAAACAAAACCAAAGCCUGAAGAACAGAAAAAGGAAUGAGUUUGUGUUUUGAUCGUCUUCGUUAAAUGAGAGCCAGCGGUUUCGUUUUAAAGUCAAAGUGGAUUUUGUGGAUACUUUUCUAAAUACUUUUGUUUCUCUACCUUUUUGGCAUUACAAAGGUGUGAGUCAGGGAAGUGGGACGCUCUGAGUAGUGGGAGGAGCAGCAGGGCUCUCCAUGUAUGGACUCCAGCUCUGUUCAUGUGGUAAAUAGAGGGUCACAUGGGGCAAUAGUCUUGGAGCAGUGUAGGGGGGGGUGGGGAUGGGAAAGGGAGGGAAAGGAACAAGGAGAGAGGAAGACAUACUAACAGGACUUUGGCCUGCCUCAUGUGCAGGAGGCGGCACUUUCACCCUGAGUUUAGAGGAUUUAGAGAGAGAGUGCCAUGUUGAGGUCAAACUAAAGCUUCAACUGCCUCAGCAGGGCCUUGAUUUGGAUUUUUUUGUUCUCUUCCCUGUGGGGGUGAAAGUUCAACAGCUAGUCCCACUCUGGUUUUCGUGUCACUGGGCACCCCCUUCAUACGUUCUUCCAGACUAUUGAAGAGCCAAGAUGCCCAUCAACUUCACUGUAGUGCCAGUGGAGGAUGCAGAGGGCGGCAGCAACAGCGCGGCUGCAGCUGGAGAAAGCAAACCCGUCAGUUUGGGCAAAAUCUUCGAGGAGGAAGCCGGUAAGGACAGCUUACAAGAGUCUCACUCAGGAGAUGACACACACAGAGAGUCCAGUCCAUUCAUCAACUCAGACGAUGACAAAGAUCACUAUUAUGAAGGCAAGAACAUGGCCCUGUUUGAGGAGGAAAUGGACAGCCACCCUAUGGUGUCAUCUCUUCUCAACAAGCUGGCCAACUACACCAACCUGACCCAGGGCGUUCGUGAGCACGAGGAGGCCGAGAAUGAGGACGGGGUCAGGAGGGUCACUGUCGUGGUCCCCCCCAUGGGAACCUUCAUUGGAGUUUACCUGCCCUGCAUGCAGAACAUCCUGGGCGUGAUCCUCUUCCUGCGUCUCACCUGGAUCGUGGGCACGGCAGGAAUCCUGGGAACCUUCGCCAUCGUCUCCAUGUGCUGCAUCUGCACCUUGCUCACAGCCAUAUCAAUGAGCGCCAUAGCAACCAACGGAGUCGUCCCAGCCGGUGGCUCGUACUACAUGAUCUCCAGAUCACUGGGUCCAGAGUUCGGAGGAGCGGUGGGUCUGUGUUUCUACCUCGGAACCACCUUCGCUGGAUCCAUGUACAUACUGGGCACCAUAGAGAUUCUGCUGACGUACAUCAUCCCAACAGCAACGGUGUUUGAAGGAGGUGAAAGUGCAGCAAAGCUCAACAACAUGCGCGUCUACGGCACAGGCUGCCUGCUCCUGAUGGCUCUGGUAGUGUUUGUAGGGGUGAAGUAUGUGAACAAACUGGCUCUGGUGUUUCUGGCCUGUGUGGUUCUCUCGAUCAUGGCCACUUAUGCAGGAGUCAUCAAGACGCUCAUCGAACCACCAGAGAUUAACGUUUGUCUGUUGGGGAACCGAUCUCUGAUGAAUGAAAAGUUUGAAACAUGCGCAAAGAUGGAGAUUGUGAAAAACAUAACUGUAUUCACCGAGGUAUGGAGCCUCUUCUGUGACAGUAAAUAUGCCAACGCGACCUGUGACGAAUACUUCACCUUGAACAACCUGACAGAGAUGCGGGCCAUACCUGGGCUACUGAGCGGAGUCAUCAAAGACAACCUGUGGGGCGACUAUGGCCCAGCUGAUACGUUCAUAGAGAAGAAGAGUCAGCCUUCAGUACCAGCCCAGGACCCGUCCACUGACACGUCUAAGCCCUACGUCUUCAAUGACAUCGCCACCUACUUCACUCUGCUGGUGGGAAUAUACUUCCCCUCGGUCACAGGUAUAAUGGCUGGUUCUAAUAGGUCUGGUGAUCUCAGAGAUGCUUCGAGGUCCAUCCCAAUAGGAACCAUAAUGGCUAUUCUCACCACCUCUUUCUUCUACAUCUCCUGUGUGGUCUUGUUUGGAGCCUGUAUUGAAGGAGUGGUGCUGAGAGACAAGUUUGGUUUCUCAGUAAAGAGGACCCCAGUGAUUGGUAUCCUGGCCUGGCCGUCGCCCUGGGUGAUUGUGAUUGGCUCAUUUUUCUCCUGUUGCGGGGCGGGGCUUCAGAGCCUCACUGGCGCCCCCCGGCUGUUGCAGGCCAUCGCUCGGGAUGACAUCGUCCCGUUCUUACAGGUCUUUGGUCAUGGGAAGGCUAAUGGUGAACCCACCUGGGCUCUGUUGCUGACAGUUGGGAUCUGUGAGAUAGGAAUCCUCAUCGCCUCUCUGGAUGCUGUGGCCCCCAUCCUCUCCAUGUUUUUCCUCAUGUGCUAUCUGUUCGUUAACCUGGCCUGUGCUGUUCAGACUUUGCUCCGUACGCCCAACUGGAGACCUCGCUUCAAGUUCUAUCACUGGACCCUGUCCUUCUUAGGGAUGAGUCUGUGUCUCUCGCUCAUGUUCAUCUCCUCCUGGUACUACGCCCUGGUUGCCAUGGUGAUAGCCGGCUGUAUCUAUAAGUACAUCGAGUACAGAGGGGCAGAGAAGGAAUGGGGAGACGGGAUCAGAGGUCUGUCCUUAAAUGCAGCACGCUAUGCUCUCAUCCGGCUGGAGGAAGUACCGCUACACACCAAAAACUGGAGGCCUCAGCUGUUGGUGUUGUGUAAGUUGGACUCGGACCUUGCGGUGAAACACCCUCGUCUCCUGUCCUUCACUACGCAGCUCAAGGCAGGAAAGGGACUGACCAUCGUCUGCUCGGUCCUGGAGGGAACCUACAUGACCCGGAGGAAUGAUGUCAAGACCGGAGAGCAGAACUUGAAAGCAGCCAUGCAUGCGGAGAAGAUGAAAGGUUUCUCCCAUGUGGUGGUGUCGUCCAACCUGCGAGACGGUUUCUCCCUGCUCAUCCAGUCAGCAGGACUGGGAGGAAUGAAACACAACGCCGUGCUGAUGGCCUGGCCAACAGGCUGGACACAAGCCCGGGACCCCUCCGCGAGGAGGAACUUCAUAGAAACAGUGAGAGAAACAACGGAAGCUCAUCUGGCUCUGCUGGUUGCUAAGAACAUCGACCAUUUCCCUAGUAAUAGUAACCAGGAUCGUCUGGAGGGGGGAACCAUCGAUGUGUGGUGGAUCGUACACGAUGGCGGACUGCUCAUGCUGCUGCCAUUUUUACUUAGUCAACACAAGGUAUGGAGGAAGUGUAAAAUGCGAAUCUUCACGGUGGCCCACAUGGACGACAACUCCAUCCAGAUGAAGAAAGACCUCCAGACGUUUCUCUACCAUCUGCGCCUGGAUGCACAGGUGGAAGUGGUGGAGAUGCAUGAAGGUGACAUCUCAGCCUUCACCUACGAGAAGACGCUGGUGAUGGAGCAGAGGUCUCAAAUGCUUAAACAGAUGCAGCUGUCCCGCACUGAGAAGGAGAGGGAGAUUCAGAGCAUCACAGAUGUGUCACGCGGCUCCAUAAAGAGAAAGAAGUCAUCAGGUGUCCCUUCCCUCAACACCCUGUGCAUACCAGAGGACGAGGCUCAGUUGAUCCAUGACCGGAACACGGCGUCUCAUUCUGCGAUGAAUGAUAAAGCUGCAGGUGCCGCACCAGAUCGCGUCCACAUGACCUGGACCAAAGACAAACUGAUCAAUGAGAGGAACAAACACAGAGAAGGCAUGGGAGUUAAGGACAUGUUUAAUAUGAAACCUGAGUGGGAGAAUCUCAACCAGUCCAACGUGCGGAGGAUGCACACAGCCGUGAAGCUGAACGAGGCGGUGCUCAAGAAUUCCAGUGACUCACAGCUGGUUCUGCUCAACAUGCCGGGACCGCCGAAGAACAAGAAAGGGGAUGAGAACUAUAUGGAGUUCCUGGAGGUCCUGAUGGAUGGCCUGGACCGUGUGCUGUUGGUCCGUGGAGGCGGUCGAGAGGUCAUUACCAUAUACUCCUAGCACCAAGACGGUCCUAAUUGCUUGGAAUGGCACUGGGAGGAAAUAUUGUUGGACAGUAGGAUCCCAGAGGGAAAGGAGAUAUGGACAAAGAUGUGAGACAGAGGAAGUACAGUACACUCCCUCUCACAGGAGUCAGGAGGACCAUGAUCAGUGGGAAGGACAGAGGAGUGUACCUGCAGCACAGCCUGAGCUCAGUGCACCGUCUGGGGACGCAGAGGGCUCUCUACGCCCCCUCCUCCUGGGGCUCCUUAACUCUGCCGUAUCUAUACACUGUGUGGCCGCAACGUGGAGAGGCUCUUUCCUCAGAUGAACUGUGUUUUCUGAAAGAGCUGUCAUUUCAAUUAAACAUGCUAUAUUGCUUCACCAGGCACUUGUUGGAGGAAAGAACUACAGCUUUUCACUGAUCGUGCUAGCUGGCAACUGGCUCAUUGGUUUCAACGAAGGAUGCUAACAUAGUGCCUUUAUUUAUUUCAGUGCCAUUGAUGAAACUCUUCAUUGUCAUAAGACAAGCACUGACUUUAGACUCGUUGAAUGAGUUGAGCAUGUUUUUAAGCCAUUGUAUCUUUUACAGAAAUCCAAAGUCCCAUUGAUAACUAUCAGGACAGUUUAAGGGUAAAUGUGGCAGUUUUGAUUGUAAUCUAUAGAUUGUCUUGAACGUUGCUUAUCAGCUGUUUUUGUUGUCACAGAUAACAUCGGUGUGCCAAGCGUGAUCAGAAAGAAAGAGAAAAAUGCAACAGAGGAAAUGCAACUUUUGUGAUUUUAGCAUUUUAGUACAUUUUAGUUGAUUUAAGUUGUUGACUUGUUUGUAUUGGAGCAAAAUGUUGAAGUGUAUGUGUGAAUUUAAAACAAACUAUGAGGAAAACUGAGCAACAUGGAGCCUAUAUAGUAGUAUUUUCAUAUUAAUAUUACUAUUAUGUUUUGUCAUUUGUUAGUUCAACAAAAACAAAUUAGAUAUUUGAUGCUAUAAAAAGGGGAGACGUCAUGAUUGACAGCUGAUCUGAGUGAAGUAGUCGCAGCCGGCGGCUCGGGAAUUGAAUGAGAGAGGAGAUGUAACUUUAACUUUCCAUAACCGUCACCAGUCUGUGUAAUAGAACAUGUGUCAGUUUGAUCAUAAACAUAGUUAUAGAGAUA
Molecule: messenger RNA, 5126 nt
Organism: Sebastes umbrosus (honeycomb rockfish)
Lineage: Eukaryota; Metazoa; Chordata; Actinopteri; Perciformes; Sebastidae
Product: solute carrier family 12 member 7-like
Exons: 27
Coding region: 618-3995 (1125 amino acids)
Biological process (GO): potassium ion import across plasma membrane; chloride ion homeostasis; potassium ion homeostasis
Cellular component (GO): membrane
Molecular function (GO): potassium:chloride symporter activity
Source: RefSeq, a predicted model, not a curated record